This is a messenger RNA of Mauremys reevesii (Reeves's turtle), 2161 nucleotides long. It is a transcript of the gene DUSP7, whose product is annotated as dual specificity phosphatase 7. Gene Ontology annotation, molecular function: MAP kinase tyrosine/serine/threonine phosphatase activity; protein tyrosine/threonine phosphatase activity. The transcript is spliced from 3 exons. The record is from RefSeq and is a predicted model, not a curated record. NCBI's taxonomy places the organism in Eukaryota, Metazoa, Chordata, Testudines, Geoemydidae. Gene Ontology annotation, biological process: protein dephosphorylation; negative regulation of MAPK cascade. Gene Ontology annotation, cellular component: cytosol; cytoplasm. The coding region runs from base 926 to 2077 and encodes 383 amino acids.
UCCAGGAUCGAGUGGUGCCUUUACCCCAGCACCUUCCCAUUGAUGAACAACGGGAGAAACCGGGUCCAAUAAGCUCGUGUCUCCAUCCUGUGACAUGUACUAGUUUGUUUGCACUGAAGUGAAUGCAGGCAACUAGCUGCUCUAGGCUCAGGCACAGAAAUAUUGUAUAGCUGUGUGGAAAUGUCUCACCUAAAAUAACCAGUGGGUUCGCUGUGCUCUCUCAGCUCUACUUAGUUUAAGAUUUUUUUUUUAAACCAUGUGGUUGCCAUGGUGGUGAGGGGGGAGGAGGAGGGUGUUUUCCAGAAUGCGGGAGGAUCCGACCUUUCAGGUUGGGGCCAGGCUGCACUUGCAAUCGAUUUCCCAGGCAUUGGCAGCUGGGUAGAUGUGCGCCUGGAAGUGUGGGAGAGCCCCGCGUCCCCUUUAAGGCUGGCCUCUCUCCCUCCCCGGUCCCGCCUCCCGGAGCAUGACACGCCGCUCCGAUAGCGAAGCCCCUUUUUAAUUGAGGCUGUCAGGCAGCGGAGCCAGCCCGCGAGGAUAGAAAGCGAAUCGACCGCGGCGGUAGUGUCUUUGGGGCUGGAGCGAUAGCGGCCACGCUGCCAGAGGGAGAGGGCAGCCCAGCAACCCGCAGCAAGCGUCCACCUCCCCGGGGUGGGGGCAGGAGCAAGGCGAUCCCCCUCCCGCCGCUUCUGCAAGUGGAAGGCGGCAUCUCUGCUCGAGCAGGCUCCCCCGGAGGGAGGCGAGCGGGUCUGGCAGCCCUGGGAUCGCUCUCGCCUCCCCUGCCUGCCCCUCUGGCGCCCGCUGCCUGCGGCUCGGUGGUGCACUGGGAGUGGACCGGGGGAGGGAAGGGGGCCUUUCCCUUGCAGCAGCGGCGGCCCGUGUGCUCCCUUCCUCGGACCUGGGGGGCGCCCCCUGUCCUCCGAGCCUCAUGAAAAAUCACCUGUGGGGCAGCUCCCCCCGGGCUCCCAUGGCGGCGGCGGUGCCGUGGAAGAGCGUGGAGUGGCUGCAGGAGGAGCUGGAGUCCGGCGGGGGCAGCUCGCUGCUGCUGCUCGACUGCCGCCCCCACGAGCUCUUCGAGUCCUCGCACAUCGAGACGGCCAUCAACCUGGCCAUCCCGGGCCUCAUGCUGCGCCGCCUCAAGAAGGGCAACCUGCCCAUCCGCUCCAUCAUCCCCAACCACGAGGACAAGGAGCGCUUCGCCAAGCGCUGCAAGGCGGACACCGUGCUGCUCUAUGACGAGGCCACGGCCGAGUGGCAGCAGGACAACGGCGCCCCCAGCUCCGUCCUGGGGCUGCUGCUGCAGAAGCUGCGGGACGAUGGGUGCAAGGCGUAUUACCUGAAAGGUGGCUUUAACAAAUUUCAGACCGAAUACUCUGAGCAUUGUGAGACCAACCUUGACAGCUCCUCACCCAGCAACUCUCCUCCUGCAUCUGUCCUUGGCCUUGGAGGACUAAGGAUCAACUCCGAUUGCUCUGACGGCGAGUCUGACAGGGAGCCAAGCAGUGCCACAGAGUCGGAUGGGAGCCCAAUCCCUAACAACCAGCCUGCCUUCCCUGUCCAGAUCCUACCUUACCUGUAUCUGGGUUGUGCCAAAGAUUCUACCAACUUAGAUGUCUUGGGCAAAUACGGCAUCAAGUACAUCCUGAAUGUGACUCCCAACCUGCCAAACAUGUUCGAGCACAACGGAGAGUUUAAAUACAAACAGAUUCCCAUCUCGGAUCACUGGAGCCAGAAUCUCUCUCAGUUCUUUCCUGAGGCCAUCGCUUUCAUUGAUGAGGCCCGUACCAAGAAAUGUGGUAUCCUGGUUCACUGCCUAGCCGGCAUCAGCAGGUCUGUAACAGUAACCGUUGCCUACUUGAUGCAAAAAAUGAACUUGUCCCUGAAUGAUGCCUAUGACUUUGUGAAAAGGAAAAAGUCAAAUAUCUCCCCGAACUUUAACUUCAUGGGCCAGCUCCUGGACUUUGAGAGGACUCUGGGGCUCAACAGCCCAUGUGAUAACCGCUCCCCCAGUGAGCAACUGUACUUCACCACACCCACCAAUCACAACCUGUUCCAGCUGAACACCUUGGAGUCCACAUGAAGGGGAUGUUGUUUGGUUGGGAACUCGAGCCUUGAAUAGCUUCUCUUGAGCAUUUCAAAUAUUAAAAAAGUAUGUAUCUUGCCA